This is a messenger RNA of Dictyostelium discoideum AX4, 3324 nucleotides long. RefSeq lists its product as hypothetical. Lineage: Eukaryota; Evosea; Eumycetozoa; Dictyosteliales; Dictyosteliaceae. The transcript has a single exon. Gene Ontology annotation, biological process: vesicle-mediated transport. Bases 1 to 3324 code for a protein of 1107 amino acids. The record is from RefSeq and is a predicted model, not a curated record. Gene Ontology annotation, molecular function: GTPase activator activity; guanyl-nucleotide exchange factor activity.
AUGUAUCUUUAUAAUGAAGUCAAUAAUAAUAAUAGGAAUAAUAAUAAUUUAAAUAACGAUUCACAAAAUAAGAAUCCGUAUAUUCAAUCUUUUAUUCCUUCAUAUUCAUUAGAUACAAAUAAAAAUAAAAAUAACAAUAAUAAUAGUAAUAAUGAUAAUAAUAAUUAUAAUAAUAAUAAUAAUAAUAUAAAUCAUGUAAACUAUAAUAAUAAUAUAAAUGUUAAUAAUAUAAAUAACAAUAAUAAUAACAACAGGAGUUCAGUUGAAUAUAAAAGUAACUCAAGUAAUGUAAAUAGUAAUAGUAAUAGUAAUAGUAAUAAUAAUAAUAAUUUUAAUAAUAAUAAUAAUGAUAAUAUACCUUAUUAUCAACCAUAUCAUCAUCAACAACAACUAUAUGAUCAAUAUAGGUCACCACCGCCUCCUUAUCCUUCACAUAAUUUACAACCAAUCUCACCACUACCACCACCACAACAACAACAACAACCACCAACCUAUCAAAAUAAUUAUAUUGUACCACAACCACAACCACAAACUCAACAACAAUCUUAUCAAGCACAAUCAUAUAGACAACAAAGAUCACAUUCAUUACCAACUUCACCACAAUUAAUUGUAAAUCAAACAAAUUAUAAUUAUAACCAAAGAAAUAUAAAUAAUACCAACAACAACCACAACACCAAUAACAUCAAUAAUAAUACCAAUAAUACCAAUAAUAACAACAACAACAACAACAACAACAACAACAACAAUAAUAAUAAUAAUAAUAGUAAUUUAAAUAAAAGUAAUAGUUCAUUUAAAAAAAUGUCAGAAGAUUUAUCAAAAGAUAUUGGAUACAUAUUAAAUGAUAUUUAUAAAGAGUAUAGAGAAUCUACAUCUUUAUCUUCAUCAUCAUCUUCAAACGCUCCAUUAUAUUCUUCUUCAUCAUCCUCUUCAUUAAAUUCAUCAUUAAAUUCAACAACAAUCAAUAAAACAAAUAAUCAAUUAAAUAAAAGUAGUAGUAGUAACAACAACAAUAAUAAUAAUAAUUUACAUUCAGAAGCAAUUAUAUCAGAAGGUUGUAUGUUUUAUAAUGUAUUGAUAAUGGGUGAACCAAAAGGUAAUGUUAAUGAUAAUAGAUGGUUAGUACAAAGGGGUCAAUUUCUAUUCAAUCAUUUAGCACAAGAUUUAGAAGAAGUUGAUGUAUUGGAUCUAAAGAGAUUAAUAUUAAAUAUUGAUAUUAGAUUAUUGGAUGAUAGUAAUUCGCUUAGAUAUGGAUUCAAAUUACGUACACCAAACAAUUCAAUCGCUCAUUUCCUUUGGACAACCGAUGCAAAACAGUGUAUAAUGUGGUUAGUUUCAAUUGGUAAUUACACUUUAAAUUUCAAUCAAGAGAAAGAAUCUGAAAUGAUUAAUCAAAUCUUGGAAAUCUCUCAACCUGAAUCAAAACCAAAGAAAAUCUUAAACUCAACAUCAUCACCAAGAUUGCAAUCCCUGUCAGCUAAUUUACAAUCAUUAUCGGAUACUCUAGAAUAUAGCAUUGCUGCAGGCGAUAAUGAAAUUGGUAAAAUUGAAGAAAUCGAUUUUGACAAUCUUUUAAAAAAAGGUUUAGAUAUUUUCAAAUCUGAUUCACAAAAGAAAACCCUUAAAUCGAUAUCAAAGAAUUUAGAUAAAAAAGAUCAAAUCAUUGAUAACAUUUCAAAUCUAUUAUUAAAUCAAGAAUUUGAAUUAGGUAAAUCAUUUUCAUCUUUAGUAUUUGCAAUUGAGGAUAGAAUUAUUGCAAAUGGUGUUACUAUUGGUGAUGAUAAUGAUAAUAAUAAUAAUAAUAAUAAUAAUAAUAAUAAUAAUAAUAAUAAUGCUGAUGGUGAACAACAAGAUAAUAAUUCAAGAAUUACAAAUGAAAAGAUUGCAACAGAUAUUAAUAAUAUAAUUUAUGAAUAUACUCAAACUAUUUUACAUAAAAUGCCAGAGUUAAGAACUACAGAACAAAGAAUUCAAUAUACUAGAUUAGCAGUUGAGAAAUCAGUUUACUCUUUUAUUUAUCAAAUUAUUUUAUCAUUAUACACUCAUAAAUAUUCAUUAGAUGAUGAAACUUUUUCAAGUAAAGUUGGUCAAUUAUUAACAAUUACAACUAUUCAUAUUGGUAUACCUCAACAAUUUUGGUUAUUAGAUAAUUCUGAUUCAUUAUCACCAAUUUUAUUAAAUACAAGUAAAGAUGAUAUUACAAAUUAUAAUAAUAAUAAUGUCGACGAGGAAAUAAAUAAUAAUAAUAAUAAUAAUAAUAAUAAUAAUAAUAAUAAUAAUAAUAAUAAUAAAAAUAUUGAUGAUAUUGAAGAAAGUAUACCACCAUAUCAAAAUAGUAUUGAUAUUUUAAAGAAAUUAUCAUCAUUUACAACACCAUCAGAGAAAUUAGAAUGUAUUGAACAUAGUAUUGAUGCAAUCUCUGAAUCUGUUAGAACUUAUUGGUUAAAUAAAGCAACAACAACAUCAUCAUCAUCAUCAUCAUCACAAUUAAAGAAAAAGAAUAAUAAAAAAAUUCCACAAAUUAGUGCAGAUGAAUUAUUACCAAUUUUUUCAUAUGUUAUAAUUAAAUCAAAUAUAACAAAUUCAUUAUCAGAGUGUAUGUUUAUUCAAGAUUAUGCAGAUUUUUCACAAUGUUCACAAAAACAACAAUAUUGUUUAACAACUUUUGAAGCAGCUUUAAGAAAUACUUUAGAUUGGACUAUUGAUGGUUUAUUAGAAGAUGCUUCUAAAAAAUUUGAUGAAUUUAAAAGAAAUGAUCAAAUACAACAACAACAAUUACAACAAGAAGAAAAACAAAAUCAACAACAACAACAAUUACAACAACAACAUUCACCAAAUAAAAAAAGAUCUUCAACAAUUUCAACAUCAACUUCUUUACCAAACUCUUUAGCUACUUCUCCAACAAAUGCAUUAUCACCUUCAAUGUUAUCAAAUGUUGGUGAAUUAUUAAAUACUCAUAAAGAAAAUAAUAAUAAUAAUAAUAAUAAUAAUAACAACAAUAGUAAUGGUAAUAGUAAUGGUAAUGGUAAUGGACAUAGUAGAUGUAAUAGUACAAAUAGUAAUGGUGGUGGUAUUGUUGGUAAUAUUAGUCAUAGUAGAAAUAAUAGUAAUACAAGUAACAUAUCAAAAACAUUUUCCUCAUCAUCAUUAUCAAUAUUGGAUAUUGAUUUAUCAAUACCAACUACAACCACCACAAGUAAUAAUAGUAAUGGAAAUAACACAUUACCUUUAAUUGAUCAUAUGGAUUUGGCUUUGUCACCAACAAUUUCAACAUCAAAAACUAAUAAUAUAAUUAAUAUAAUUGACUUUGAUGAUUUAAAUAAUUAA